UGGUAGAGUACUGAAAAAGUAAGAGAGAUAGAGUGGUGGGCAAGCAUUUUUUUGUUCACCAUUGAGAGAGAAAUUGUGAAAAAAAUUUGCCCAUGGACAAAACUGAUUUGUUGAGAGAGAAAGUGGGUGGACAUUUUUUUUUGCUCACCAUUGAAAGUGGUCUUACAACUAUCGAAAAUGGACAACAAUUAAUGACACUUCCCUGCUUAUUUCAAAAAACUAUAAAAUUGUAACGUGAAAAAAAAAUUCGUAUGUCAAUUUUGUUGAAAGAGAAAGAAAUAACUAAAAGUAAAAGUCACCCGAAUUCACCCCAAAGAGCAUACUUCCAAAACACUUGACGCCCAUUGGCCUUGCUUUUGCAUAUUUGUACUAUUUUACUACAAUUAGCUAGCCCUAUCACAUUUGUGGAAACGAAUAACCCCAUCAAAAGAAGUUAACCUUAUCACCUAUAUUCUAUAAAAACCUUUCCCUCCAAUCCUCUAUAUAUCAUUUUAUUAUUUGAACUAACCCACUAAUAUCUAUCUUCAUUUUACUUAUGGAAAAAACACAAACACCCCCUAAGAAAAAGCCUUUCAACAACACCACCACCCAAAACCACCACUCAAACACCAAAAAAUGGGCUGAUCUUCCAAAAGACGUCCUCCAUCUCAUCGCUUACCAUCUUGAUUUUAAGACGGAUCUCCCCCGCAUUCGCAGUGUCUGCCCCUCAUGGAGAUCCGCCCUACCUCUAGCCGAUUUCCCCUUACGGGAAAUCCACUUAGAGGUCCCACCCCUCGAAUACAACAACAACAAAGCCUUAGUCCCACUCCUCGGAUAUGCUAUUAACACCAAUAAACCUAUUUAUCUUCUCAAGACUAGAUACUACCUAUUUUACCCUUUGCCCGGGAGUCCUUGUCGGGGCGGGUGGAUAGCUAGAAUGGGUGAGCUUGGUUUAAACAAAUGGCGACUUCUUAGCCCACUUAGUAGCGACUCCAAGUUUAAGAGGUACUUGUACACUGACCCACUCAUAGUUGGAGAAAUAAAUCUGUUGGAUUUUCGUGUUGUUGAGCUAGCUAGACCUAUGUCUUUGGUUUAUGAUUUGGAUUACAAUGCACAACCAAUAUCGAAGAAAGUCGUCCAAGGGGCACGGGCCGUGUUAGUGUUACUUGAUGAUGAGCUAGGAUUGAUGUUGUGGAGGUUCGGGGAUCAUCAAUGGGUUAAAAUUGAAGAUCAACAACAAGAUCAUUAUGUGAGGUUUAAAGAUAUUGAGUUUCACAAUGGUAAUUUUUAUGCCUUUCGGAUGACAUCGAUUUCUCAGUUUCAAGUGUGGGUGAUCAAUCCAGGUAAUCUCUCAAUAAUGAAGCAAGAAAUCGAUGUUCCGGGCAUUUUGCAACUAAAUGAAGGUAAAUAUAGUUGCAUGGAUGCAAACUUUGUACCAUCUAAAUCUAAUGGUUGCUUGCAUUUGACUAUCGAUGUCGAGGCGAGGGAGGGUAAAAUUUGUAGACAUAAGCUAGUUUUGAUGUUGAGGGAAGAAAAGGAUGAGAUGAAGAGUAAGUGGGAAAGGGUUGAAAACAUAGGAAAUAUGACAUUUUUCAUUGGAAGUAAUGUGUCAUUUGCUCUCCCACCUCCACCAAGAAGCUUAGCACUAUGGAAACCCAAUUCAAUUUACUCGUUUAAUACAAGCGGGACUGUUUGGUUAACCCGGAAUAAUAAUAUCAAGCUAGCGAGUUGGAAUCCACAUUGUAUGUCCGAGGGGUCAGAAUGUUUUCGUCGUAUGAUUUAUCAUACAUUUAAAGGUCAUUUCAAUUUGUUCAUUAUGGGCGAAAAUGAUGAUCUGGUUUAUCCGACGUAUAAUGAUUAUUUCAAUUUGUUCAUCAUGAACGAAUAUGAUAAGGGUGGCGACGAAAUGUCUUGUGAGAAGCGCCAGGAGUUGAGUACUAGACUCUUCUUUCCGCCACCUUCUUGGGUUAAGUGGCGUUGUCCUAGUCUUAACAAUAUUGAAAUUAGGCUCGAUGUCUAAGGGUUUUAUUAAUAUACCUUGAUGCAUUUGUUGAAUUAAUCUUCUCUUAUGCAUAUAUAUGUGUAUGAAGUUGCAAGUUCAGAUGUAAUUGGAAUGAUAUGAGUUCGUUGUCCUAGUCUUGUUAAUUUAUUGUUGGCUAUGAGUAUGACAUCCUUUUUUUGCUUUGGCCAACUAGAUGGAUU
Chenopodium quinoa (quinoa) is the source of this 2181-nucleotide messenger RNA. RefSeq names its product putative F-box protein At3g25750. Gene Ontology annotation, molecular function: protein binding. Lineage: Eukaryota; Viridiplantae; Streptophyta; Magnoliopsida; Caryophyllales; Amaranthaceae. The record is from RefSeq and is a predicted model, not a curated record. The transcript is spliced from 2 exons. Bases 536 to 1999 code for a protein of 487 amino acids.